This is a messenger RNA of Cucurbita pepo subsp. pepo (vegetable marrow), 1043 nucleotides long. RefSeq lists its product as uncharacterized. Lineage: Eukaryota; Viridiplantae; Streptophyta; Magnoliopsida; Cucurbitales; Cucurbitaceae. The record is from RefSeq and is a predicted model, not a curated record.
CAUUUAGCUUCCUCGAUUCUCUCGUUGGGGAUAAGUUUUCUCUCUGCUUUAUCUUCCCUUUGUCUCCAUUCAAAAAGACUUCAAUCCACAGAAAAAUCCAUAUUCCAUUCAACUCGAACUCCGACUCCCUUCCUUCGCCACACCGUUUCACAGCCGAAUUCUGUCAUUUUACUAUUCAUUCUUCUCGGUAAUCCAACCCUCUCCACACACACUCUUCACACUUAUCCACAUCUCACCAAACUCUCUGCCAUUUCCCCCCAUUCAUCCCUUCUGGUCGUUCGUUGGUUGGCUGACCCUCAUCAUCAUUUACGAUUAUCCAUUCGCCUCGGUUCUAGCGACGACCUCCGUAGAUUGUUUGUUGCUCUCUUUGCUGGGGUCUUUGUGGUUGCUUCUGAGCAGAGGAUGACGAUGAGUAGGCCUCAACAAGAUCCCCAAUCUGGAUUUUUGCAUGAGAUUUCGUCUCUGCUUUUGAAAAUUCUCCGAUCGCCGCCCCCGCUGGUGCCAUUUGCAGAUCAUGUGCUGGAAUUAUCUUCCGCUAUUUCGUCUUCCUCGAUAACUUUUCCUUCGUCCCAGAUGUCACCGGCUGGAUUCGCGGCGCUGCUUUUGGGGAUUUCGCUGGCUUUGAUGCUCUGUGGAUCGGUUACCUUCUUCCUUGGCUUCAUGUUGAUGCCCUGGAUUCUCGUUUUCGUUAUGAUUUUCUACAUGGUUGGGAUAGUUUCUAGCGUCUCUAUGUUGGGACGCUCUAUACUUUGUUGUUUCACAGCUCCAACACCCCGGAAAGAUUUUCAUGCUUGGGAACAAAUGUAAAUAUGAAGUGGCUUUGGUUCAACCAGAAGGUUAAAUUAUUUAGGAUGGAGCACGCGGGGCUUACAGGAGAAUAUGAGUAAAGAUGCCCUCGUUAAUGUGAAUGGUGCUGCCUCUAGAAAUAUUUAGGCAAGACGAGGUUUGAAUUAUUGACCACAGUUUGUUGUUUUUGAAGUUGUGGGAGUAACAUUGUGUUAGAAUCUUCCUACUUUUGAGACUGUUUCAGUUCAUUUCUUCCA